AUGCCCGGGAACGUACCUAUAUUACAUUCUAUUUAUACGGGUAACGGUGAAGAUAGUUCGAUAUUGGUUUUAGAACUCGAUGCAGACAAUAUCUGGCUAGUUGAUAGCGGGUUCUCUCGCUCGCCAUCUUAUCAAUAUUUUAGGUCUGCAAUUCUGAAACAUAAAAUAUCGAAUAUUAAAGGCAUCAUUAUCACAAAUACACAUGCGGGUCGUCUUAAUGGAAUUACAAGAUUUCUCAAAGAAUUCUUUUCACAAGACAUUAGCACAGAGGAAUCUCAAAAGCUUGAUUGUCUCAUAAUACUUACUAAAGAAUUCAUUAAUGAACCAAUUAUUGAUAUCUUAAAAGAUAAUGAGUUUGAGAUUAUUCAUGAUUUUGAUGAUAAAAAACCGAUUUUUGAAAGCCAAAAUAUAAACCUAAAGUGCUUUUUCCAUGAUAAGGGAAGACCUUUAAUUUUAAAACGCAAAAGGAAUGUUGAUCAAAAUACAAGCUUUUAUGAAAAAACUGUGAGAUAUGUGACAACCAAUUCUAUGGUAACUAAUUACGUGAGCCCUAUAUUAAGCAAUUAUGGAUUAAAUAAUUAUGUGGAGAAUAGUUCGUUAGUGAAAAUUUUCGGGUUGGGAAGAAGUGAAGUUAAACCAUCGUCAAACACAUCCAUAGAAAGAUCAAUUAAUGAAUUAUCCACAAACGUACAAGGUAAUAAAUCAAAAGCUCACGCAGAUCUAUCAAGUAUUCUUACAUGUUUGCAGUAUACAUGUAACUCAAAAGUUGGGAAUAUGAUUCUCACCAGUGAUAGUAUCGCUUCAUGGAUACUAGAAGUGGUAACGAUAAAGUUAAAAGAAUAUCAGCAGACACAAUUAAAUGAACGACCAUUUAUUGAUGUAUUUCAAGUACCAAACUAUGGAUCAAGAAUUAAUUCGAUGGUCGGAACUCAUGUUAGUCUUCCUCAAUAUGUAAAUCAACAAUUUGCUUUGAUGAUGAUUCUAUAUUAUGGAGGACAAUUUGAUUUUAAAGAUCUUGAUGAUAAAGCUGCCAUUGAAACUGAUUUUGAAAUUAUGUGCAACUUUUCCAAUUUUGAAAUAUUUGAAGAAGCGGCCCAAUCGAAAGGAUAUAUUCAAACACCUUCAAAUUUAGCAGCUAUUAAAAAUUUUCUAAAAUUUAUGGCAAGGGCAUUAGUAAUCCGAAGACCAGAAAAAGACAGUAACAUUAACUGGAAUUGGGAUGAAAUUAAUUGGCCAGAAGUUGGAAGAAAAUUAUAUAUUAUUUAUAAAAUGAAUCAAAAAACAAAACAGCAUCAUUGGCCAAAGUACGAUUUUAUUAAAGAUGAGGUUGGUAUCUCUGAUGAAGAACUUGAUGAAAAAUUUGAUUCAUAUAUUAACAAUAUAAGAAGAGGAAAUAUCACAGAAAAGCAACUUUAUGUGUAUUUUAAGAGUAUAAAAAGGAGAAUACGGAAAAAUUUUGAUAUAAUGCAUAAAGAUUUAAAGCCAUUACUUAGUUCAAUGUGGCAUUGCCUAAAAAUCUCUCCUUUAUCAUUUCGAUAUAUCGCCUCUUCUAUCUCAAAUUUUUAUAAUUCAUUUAUCACAAAGACAUACAUUAUUUCUUCUGGAUCAAGACACGGCCAUCCAGAUAGUUUAGUACUUGUAGGAAUUAUUAAAUCUGUUUUAGAAGAUUUAAAUGAAGAAGAAAGAGAAGUAAUGAUCUUAUUAACAAAUGGAUCGAAGAUUAAUAUGAACCUACUUACUUCUGCUAUUGAUGAUUUAUUGGAGAAUAAAUCAAGUGAUAUCCAAAAACUUUUAAGCAAACGUAUUAAAGUUUAUACAAUUAAUGAUAGUGCUUAUGAGGUUAGCAUUAAACUUUCUAAUGGUGAAUUGCUUGAUCCUAAAAGUGCACAGCUUUUAAGUUGGGACUCAACGGGCAAAGAAGAAAUAAAAAAAAUCACUGAUAUAUUUAAACGUAACAAAAAUCUUCCGAGUCAACCAAUUGAUAAAAAAGUCAUUUAUAAUAUAAAAAUUUUAAAUCAAGACAACCUCUGGCUUAGUGUUGACAAGGAAGGUAAUUUAGCUUCAUCUGAUGUGCCCGUAUCUUUUUUGAUAUCUUUGUCAUUUCCGGAUCAAAUUGCGUACCAAAUAUCCUGUAAAAGCUGCAAUUUUAUUGUCAAAUUUGAAUGGGUGGUUGAAGAUAAAUAUGAUGAAUUUUAUUUAGUAGAUUUAAACACAGAAGAAAAACAUUAUUAUGCCAUUGAUAAAUCAACAACGUCACCAAAAUUCAAAAAGCAGCCUACUAAAGAAGGUGCGCAGACAUUUUGUUUUUCUAUCGAUGAUUCUAUAAACAAUUCAACGGAUAAAAAAAGGAGUGGUAAAACUUUGAAAGACUUCCUGAUAGAACUUGGAGAACUCGAAAAGAAUGAAGAAAAUACAACAUUAACGAUUAGGAACGCGCUCAAUUAUAUAAUUUGCACUCGUAAUGUCGAAAAAAUAUUUGAAUCACUUCCGAAUUAUUUUGCCAAUGUCCUAUCACUCAUAAUUGAAUUAGAUUCAGAGGUUGUAUGGGAAAUUUCAAAAGAUAAUUUGUUCGAUAUAAAGAAUGCUUCAAUCAGGCCAAAAAAGGAAGAACUUCCAAAACUUGGUGUUUUUGUAACGGCCAUGCAUAUAACGAUCAAAAAUCCAAGGCUUAAUAACAUGGAAAUAUCCAUGAAAAUUAAUUUAAAUAAUAAUGGAUCAGAAAGUAUAUUGGAAUGGACUCCAAAGAUAACAGAUAUAUCUAAAACGAAACCUGUCCAUGAUUAUCUUUUAAAUACAAAUGUUCAACAAAAAAAGUGGAGAAAUAUCUCAUUUGGUUAUUUAUGUCUGCUAAUGAUGCCUCAAUUAUCAGUAGUGCCUGAAUUUUUGAAAAUUUCUCUGCCUUUCAUAUCUAGCAUUGCAUUAUUAGAUCAAAAAGUUAACAAAGAAAUUUCAGAAAUCAAUUUCGAAACUGGUCCUACUGGGGCUAUAGCGACUGAAGCAAAGUUUUUAUUGGAUAAAUCAAUGACAGGAAAUAUGCUAGAUUUUCAACUCAGUGGAAUUCCGAUUUCACAAAUAACUGAUGUUGAAAUUAAAAUUACAGAUCCAGGAGCUAUUAGUGGCAGCCCAAAAAUAAGUAUUGACGCACGUGCAAAUAUUGGAGAUAAAUCUGUGAUAUUGUUAACUCAAAAUGAUAACAUGCAAUCCUUUAUAGUGGAAUUUGAUGCUGGUACAACCCUCACUCAAGUUGCGAAAGCGUUAAAGGCUGGUGAAAAUAUAUACGAUAAAUUUAAGGUUCCUUUGUUCGAUAUUCCUCUGAGUAACUUUUUAGAAAACAUUCAGCCGGAAUUCAGUUUAUUAUUUUAUCCAGUGACUGAACCUCCAACAAUGAACUUUAGGCUUAAAAAUAUUCGAGUGUUUGCAAAAAAUAACAUUCCAGAAAUAAAAAAUUUUGUACCAUCUCAAAUUUAUGAAAGACUCACAAAUACAACAAUUGACAUUUCAAUCUUCAAUCCAUUAGAGACAGAAAAUAUAACAAUUGGUACGAAUAUCAAUUUCUGUCUUUCCAUCGCGAAUGAUAAAAAACUUUUAGCAACUCUUUCUUAUAUGCACGAUAAAAAGAUAGAGCAACUUUACACAUUACCCCAAUACAUGAUUUCAAUUAAACCACAAAGUUUAGAUGAAAAUAAUAACACCAUGAAGCUACGUGAAGUAUUGAAUGCCAUCGAUUUAUUUGAAACGUUAGAAGAGCUCAGUGAAUUCGCACCGAUGUUGUGGAAACCUAUAAAUAAAGAAAUAAAAAUUAUAAAAUUUCAAUAUCUUGAUUUAUAUGUAAAAAAUUAUAAUAGCUACAAUGAUUUUCGGCUCGAUAUUACAAUUACAAACUUUAUAAUUAAGACUGGUGUUAUAGAAGUCACCGAUGCAACUAUAGUCUUAGAACAUCAUGAUACACAAUGGACUGGAAAAAUCAAAAGUGUAGCCAAAAUAAUCGAAAAUGAUAGAAAAUACAAUUGCUUUAUAGAAUACACGUUCCCAUCUACGAAAUACGUUGGAAACUUAUUAAUUAAAAAUCUUUCAGAAUAUCUUGAAUUAGAAACGAUUCUUAAAAUUUUUCAACUUGAAAACGUUUUUAAUGUACCUGCACUUAAUAGUUUGUUUAAACAUGCCAAAAUUUUAGAGAUCAGUGUUGAUUUAGCUAAUUCAGAUGAUUCAGAUUUUAUUAUUCAAGAAUUGUCAAUCAUCCUUUGGACAAAGGACCUUGAGUUGGGAUCUUUAGCAAUUGAUCAAUUGAAAAUAUAUAUUUUAUAUUCUUCAUCAAGAAAUAUUACUGAUUCAGCGAUAUGGAAAUUUAGCAUUGAAGGAAAUGUUGAUUCAUUAGUAGCUAUGAUAAAUUACGACAAUGAAAAAAGUAAAAUGCAAGCCACUUUAGUUCCUACUAAAAGUAAAACACUUAAUGAUAUGGUGGAUUUGCUGACAACAACAACAAUUUCUAGUAAUCCAAUGUUUGACGAAGUACGAGAUUCAGAAAUUACAUCUGUCGAUUUGAUCAUUAAUAUUGACACGGGUGACGCAUACAUUGAAGAAUUUUCAAUUUUAUUGAUGAAAAAACUGUCUCAUGGCAAAAUGAGUCUCGACGAUUUAGAAUUUAAAUAUAGGAAGUCAAAUAAUGACUAUAUUGCAUCUGAUAUGAUAUUUAUUUUAAAGGCAACUAUCUCGCGUCAGCUAGGUGACGAUAAGAUUAGUGCAACCGUAGCAAUCGAUUGUGGUACCGAAUAUGAUAAUGGGUCUGUGAAAGCCUAUAUAACUUCACCUCAGAAGCCUCUUUUAUUAUCAGAUUUACUUAAACUUCUAGUAGACAAUCAGCCUGAUUUACAAGAACUAUUACCAAG
Messenger RNA from Dentiscutata heterogama, 4886 nucleotides. Lineage: Eukaryota; Fungi; Glomeromycota; Glomeromycetes; Diversisporales; Gigasporaceae. The record is from the annotation of a GenBank genome assembly.